AUGGGGUACAAUAGGGGGUUUAUAUUUAGCACAGCUGUUGCUCUGUUGACGGUACUAGUUGCAAUUUAUUAUAGAAGAACGUUUGCGCCGGAAAACAUUGUUCAGGAGCGGUUGCGAACUUUAAUUUAUGAAUUAGAGAAAUUGGAGAACAGUCAUUCGAUCACAUCGAGACUGAAAGUUGCGGUAGGUUAUGGUGUGUGCACUGACGUUUUCGUGAAAGCUGAACAUCUGCUGAAAUACACCGAGGAUGUCGGACAGCCGGAACAUUUCAAAAAAAUUACUACAGAAUUGGAACUUUUGAAGAAUUUCGCUUAUUACUUUCGACAUGGAGCCGCCGCGGAGAGAUACAUGCCGAAUGAGACGUUGUUCAACGAACUCGUCGCUAAAGCUCGCUCGUAUCCGUCCUCGUAUUCCACCAUCGGCGGGAAUGCGGCGAUCAUGGCAAUGCGGUUCGCCAAAGAAGGGUGCGAUGUUACUCUUGCCGCGAAGCUAACGAAAUCUAUGUAUCAGAUGAUGCCGCAGGUCAUUAAUAUCGUUGGAGGAGAAGUGAAGCAAGAUGAUAUUCACUUAAUCAUGGAAUAUAAACGUGGAGACGUUUGGGGUCCUUACUCCAGUGUCAGAGCAAAUAGGUACAUAAUACACAGCGACACCAGCAAUCCGAUGAUAAGAUCUUUGGAUCCAUUCGACGAAUUCUUGUCUGUGACUGAGCCUAAUUUGAUUGUUGUAAGCGGCCUACAGAUGAUGGAUAACUAUCCCUUCUUAGAAGGUGAGCGUCAGAAGCUCCUGCUUAAAGUGAAGAAACAACUGUUGGAACGACCACUGUCUACGAAGAUUCACUUUGAAAUGGCUUCGAUCGUAGAGAAUGAAUUCUUUUACGAAUUAAUCGAAUCUGUCCUACCGUAUGUGGAUAGUUUAGGGGUGAACGAACAGGAGAUAGCCAGCCUAAAAGAGUUUGUUGUGGGUGGCCUUUCUAAUGUAGCUGAUUCCAUGCCAAAUGUUACGGUGGUUUUAGAUCAGAUGCGAAUGGUAUUCGAGUUGAUACGCUUGAAGAAUAUAGUGAACUCGAGUCCUCGGAAACUCUCGCGAAUACAUGUGCACUCUUUAGCGUAUCAAGUUAUAUUUAUAGAGAAAGGUUCCGAGUGGAAGAACACAAUGGCUGCGGCGGCAAAGGCAUCUUUGACCGCCCACAGACACGUGUGCGCGACGAAUCACGUCGAUGUCAAGAAAGCUGCUUUGAUGCUAGACGACAGGUUCUUAACAUCCGUCAAGGAUGGUACUGAAAUAUCACUGGACAUUAAUAAACCAGUUUCAUGCUGGGACGAAGUGCUGAGUGGGGUGAUCGAAAAAAUUCCCAUUCAGAUAUGCGUCGCACCUGGCCUGGUUUGCACCGAGACUGCCCAAACUGCCGGUGGCGGUGAUAAUAUUUCAAGCGCAGGCCUCGUAUUGCAAGUCUAAACCGUUUGCACUAUUUCGUAAACAAUUGAACGACAUCGAGAUACUUAUACUGUUUCUGCUUCGGCACUGGGAUAGCGAAAUUAGAUUUCAUCAUAUCUGUGUUACGAGAGAUUAGAUAAACUUCACUUACACAAGUGAACACCUUUUUUUAAGAUUUUCUAAACGAUGACACGUUUUGAUAUAUUGUACUCUACAUUGUACUGGAGCAAGUUGAAACCUAGUGAAUUUUGAAAUUAGCAUCGACGCGAAUGCUAAGCGAAUCGUAAUAUUAAGUAAAUCGGAAAUGAGUGGAAAGCACGUUGUUCCCAUUUUAUAGUUUCCUGAGUAACUAGAGUGACGAUUGGGACCGUGCAAGACACUCGGCACUUUUUAAAGAAGUGACGACACA
Messenger RNA from Nomia melanderi (Alkali bee), 1843 nucleotides. Its product is annotated as ADP-dependent glucokinase. The record is from RefSeq and is a predicted model, not a curated record. NCBI's taxonomy places the organism in Eukaryota, Metazoa, Arthropoda, Insecta, Hymenoptera, Halictidae. Gene Ontology annotation, molecular function: ADP-specific glucokinase activity. Gene Ontology annotation, cellular component: endoplasmic reticulum. Gene Ontology annotation, biological process: glucose metabolic process.